Messenger RNA from Cheilinus undulatus (humphead wrasse), 4654 nucleotides. It is a transcript of the gene mboat7, whose product is annotated as membrane bound O-acyltransferase domain containing 7. The coding region runs from base 115 to 1530 and encodes 471 amino acids. The transcript is spliced from 9 exons. The record is from RefSeq and is a predicted model, not a curated record. Gene Ontology annotation, cellular component: mitochondria-associated endoplasmic reticulum membrane contact site; membrane. Gene Ontology annotation, biological process: phosphatidylinositol biosynthetic process; lipid modification. Gene Ontology annotation, molecular function: lysophospholipid acyltransferase activity. Lineage: Eukaryota; Metazoa; Chordata; Actinopteri; Labriformes; Labridae.
UUACCAGGAAGUAAGCUGUCUGAGCUUACCAUGGUACCAGCAGUGUGAAGAGGUGCAUGGGCGUGCAGAGUCUUGAGCAAUUCAGCUGCUGUGAAUUCGACGUUAUAAAUAGCGAUGACUCCUGCUGAGCUGGUGUACCUGGGAGUCCUCGCUAUUUCAAUCCCAGUUGGAUUCCUCCUCCGUUACCUCAGUCCUCCUGGAAAGCAGGGAGCAGCUCUUCUUCUGGGCCUCUGCAUCACCGUCGCCACUUCUCACAUCCACACACUCCACUCUUUGGUGACAGUGAUUGGAACAUGGAUUAUUAUAAAGAGCAGCUGGCGGUAUGCACCAGCUCUGACUCUCACCUGGACAUUUCUCUACCUCCUCUUCUUUCGAAUGAACACUUGGUUUGGGCUGCCACCACCAACACACUUUGCCAAUGCCGUCCAACUUGUUCUCACUCUCAAGAUGGUGAGUCUGGCAAAUGAGGUGCGCAUCUUCCAUAUAGAAAAGAAAAAGGAAAUGAGCUCUUUUGCCAAGUCCACUGUGAUUGUUAGCCUGUCUCAGGAGCCGUCUCUCUACGAUAUUCUGUCCUAUAGCUACUGUUAUGUUGGUAUACUAACUGGUCCAUUUUUUCGCUUCCAAACAUAUGCUGAUUGGCUGAGGCAGCCAAGCCCACAGUCCCUGCCUGGCCGGGUUCCAUGCCUGCACCGUUUGAAACUGGUUCCUGUGUACGCUGCCCUGUUCCUGGCUGUUAACUCUGUUUUUCCUCUGGCCUAUGUUCGCACAGAGGAGUUCCUGGAUCAGAACUUCUUCUUUAGGUUCUUCUACAUGAUAGCUGUGUUCUUCGUGUUUCGGAUGCGUUUCUAUGCUGCCUGGUGUGCGGCUGAGGCCGGCUGUAUCAGUGCAGGUCUGGGCUGUUAUCCAGAGAAAGCUCUUUCCAAACCUGGAGGAGGACCAACUGUCAACUACAGCCCUGAUCCCUCUGCUGAAGAGACAUAUGACUUCAGAACCAUCCAGAACAUCGACUGCUAUAACACUGACUUCUGUGUGAAGGUCCGGCAUGGCAUGCGCUACUGGAAUAUGUCUGUGCAGUGGUGGCUGCAUCAUUACAUCUACCCUAAUUCCCCCUUUAAAUCCUACACGCUCAGGGCUGGCUGGACCAUGUUCAUCAGUGCAUACUGGCACGGGCUACACCCUGGAUACUACCUCUCCUUCCUCACCAUCCCUCUGUGCAUCGCAGCCGAGUCGGCCAUGGAGGCGUCAGUGCGAGCCAGACUUGGCCCUCGUGGACAGAACAUCUUCGACUGGGUUCACUGGUUCCUGAAGAUGAGGGCGUACGACUACAUGUGCAUGGGCUUCGUGCUGCUGAAUUUCUGGGACGUCAUCAACUACUGGACCUCCAUCUACUUCAUUAUGCAUGCUAUCGCCAUCUGCUGUAUAAUUAUUGGAAAGCUCCUGAAAGGAGGGAAAGGAGAAGGGAGGAGAGGGGUCAAGGAGGGAGAGAAGACAGAGAACAGUAAAGAGAAAAGCGGAGAAAAAACAGACUGAUGAAAGGGUUGGAAAGAUAUUUUUUGGGCUAUGAGAGGAGUUUCAUCAAGACAAGAACAAUGUCAGACCAGUACUCAGCCUUCUAGCAACAAACAUCACACACACCCAAUGAAAUUAACUGGAUUUAAAAAAAAAUUACAUAGCAUCAGUUAAAAAAGCAACAUUUAAAACCAGAUAAUGGUCAACAUUUUGUCUACGUGUACAUAAAUACUGUGAACACUGGGAGAGGAAUGUUUGAGCUCGAUGAAUGUCACUUUAAUACACCUGUUUAGACCUUGUAUUAAUAUAGAUUCAUAUUUGAUUUGGACAUUUGGAUACCAAGUGUUAAUUCUGGUUUAAUAUCGAAUAGCUCAGAUUGCUUAAAGGGGUGGGCUGGGAUGCCUUUAUCUGAAAUUUUAGGCAAGGCAAGUGUAUUUGUAUAGCACAUUUCAGCAACAUGGCAUUUUACACAAGACAUCAAAACACAAUGGAACAAAGGAACACACCAGAGAUAUGAAUUUACUAAAACAGCCAAUAAAACCUACAAAAGAUUAAAGAAAAAAAGAAAUCCAAAGAGAGAAGAUUUCUAGUUUAAACAAGACUGAUACUGCCUUCUUCUGGAAAUCCCAUCUCUUCUACCCAGAUGUAAAAAUAUCUGACCCAGUUGGUACCAUAUUUUGUUUUCAUAGUAUCACAAUAGGGGUGCAAGGCGGCACAGGUUUAUGCUGUUGCCUCACUGCUUCCCUUGUCAGGGCCUUUCUGUGCAGAGUUUGCAUGUUCUCCCCGUGCAUGCGUGGGUUCUCUCUGGAUACUCCUGCUUCCUCCCACCACCAAAGACAUGCUUGCUAGGUUAAUUGGUGACUAAAUUUAUUGCCCCUGGUUGUUUAUCUCUACAUGUUAACCCUGAGAUUCCAGGGUGUACCCUGCCUCUCGCCCAGUGGCAGCUGGGAUAGGCUCCAGCUCAACCAUGAGCUGGUCUUGAAAAUUGAUGAAUGGAGGAAUCACAACAGUAUGUCCCUGGUGGAUCUCUCAUCUCCUUAGUAGUUGACACAACAUGUGGUACGCAUCCAUGACCCCCCUACCAAUUAAUGUAAUCUACAGUAUGUUUUUUUCCUGUCCAGCCUGGCUCAUACUGAUGGGCAUUGCAGCUCUUUUGGGAAAUCUGGGAUCUUUUGGCUCAGCUCACAUAUAAGAGCUGGUCUUCCCUUUUAUGUCUUUAAAACAACAUCAAAAAAGGGGCAAGGGAACACUAGCUUCUGUCAUUCACAUACAAGAGUCAGCUGAAACUACCUCAUAAUUUGUCAUCUUAAUUGUGGGUUCAUGUUACAAGUUUUAUUUACUACAUAGUAUAUCGCAUUGUCCUUUGAAAGCAGGUUUAUGACAAAAUGAGGGAGAAAAGCCAUUAAGAGACGCCACCAUCUUUUUAGCUUGUUGCUAAAUCCAGCCCCAUUUAUUUUAUUGUCAGUGAUGUUUCUACACAGGGCAUGCAGGAAUACCAAGCCACAGAAAGAGUACCACAGAAAUGAUGAUUAGGCUGCUAAAGUGCUAAAGUGCAGUCGCCUGGUAUCCAAAUGCCCAGAAUGGAUUGUUAAUGCAAAAUAUAAACAGGGCCAUAGUGUAACCAGGGCAGUUAACAUCUGUGAAAUCCCUCAUCUAAUUGUAUACCUGUAGUGUAGGUGUACUUUUAUUCCAUGAUCACAUUCCAAGUUUUAUAUGGUUAGCUUAGCUGUAAUAUAGAUCCAGAUGAGGUUGUUGGAAUGUCAAAAUGUUGUUUUGCAAAAAGGUAGCAGGUCCAGCCCAAGGAUAAGCCUCAGUGCAAUGCAAAUUCAUUGAGAUUUGACUGGACAAAUUUUCAUAAACCACCAAACACUCCAACAACACAGAAAGAAAAGAAAGUAAUAAAAAGCAUUUUUGUGAUACUCUAAAUGUUGCAGGCUUUGCAAGCAUUGUCAAAGUUUUCAAAGUUAUUAAUGUUCAGGGAAAAAACAGAUUCUGCUGCCAUUUAACAUCUAAAACCAAACAUUGAUUUUGUGUUUACUAUAAUGAAUGGUCAAAAUGGAGUUAUGCUUCUGUACUUCAGAUUUAAAGCAGGCAGUAUUUUUCAUGGUAUUGUCUGAAAUUCAACUGUGAUCAAGUUUAAGGAUGCAAAGGAAGUUUCCUUGUGUGAUUCAGUUAAAUCCAACUCUUGGAUUUUUCCAAUACUGCUCUGCUUGUAUUCAUAAAUGAGAUCAUAUUAGGAAGAUAAAAACGGUCAGUUUUGUAGCAUUGCUAUGUCUGUAAAAAAGUGACAGUCCAUUCACUGCCAAGAUAUCUCCUCAUACUGCCAUCAUGGACCACACAGGGUUGGGACCAAACAUUUGAUAGCAAAAAGUUGUAUGUUUCACAUCAUUAUUACAAGCUGCCAUUGCUGUUCAUAAUUAACAGCCCAGCUGGAGUUGGAUGAUUUGUUUGCUAUCAGCAUGACACAUUUUAAUCAAAUAUGGCGUAAAAGAAGCCGGUAGUUUUCUGCAAUCCAAGUGACAGACAAAAGAUCUAAAGACAGACAGUUCUUGGUGGAAGUGAGGAUCAGCCUGGUGUUGGAAGCAGGAAAUUUUCAGAAUGUAAUGUGACUUAUAGUGUGUAAAAAAGAAUUACAUUUUCUAGCUGGAAAUUGCUCUGAAAUACGCAUUCAGAAAAUUUGUAGAAAUACCUUUAUCACAUAAUGAUCCUGCCAAAAGUUAAUAAACAAUGGUGUUUAAUAUUGCCCAGCUUUAGCAACAGCAAACUUAGUAUUAUUAGAUAAAAAUGUCAAGCCCUUUGUCUUUUUCAAACUGUGAUAACUGUGCCGCAUCUUUGUGUUAAACAAGCUUGACUGACCUCAGAACUGAAAGUUUUUCCCUAUGUAAUAUCACUUGUUAUCAAUCUAAUUUGAAUUGCAAACAGAUUUGUGUUUACCCUCUCUGUGCCAAAAAUAGCCCUUUGUUUCACGAUCUGAUUUUACAGUGAUGUGUCCCUGUUUACUUCUCAUAUUUAUUUUUCUGCAUUUUGCUGUUUGUGUUCAGCCUCAUGUACCUCGACGACUGUAGCAUUCCCUGCUCUGUGACAGUCAAAUACAUGACACCAUUUCGCUGCAAAUAGAACUCAAGCCUCUUCUGUUUUUAAAAGA